UAAAAUAUUUCAUAUUCAGGAAAGCAAACGGAAAGAUGAAUAGAACAGAGAAGCUUUGGAAGCCUCUCUCCGGCGUUGUCCGCCAAGCGCUUCGUACGACGUGUCGUUUUGAGCUUUCAAAUUACAAUUACACUUCAACCUCAUGGAAUCGCUUCCUCAAUUCAUCUUCUUUCUCUCGUCCGUACGAACGGUGCCGUUCUGGUGCAAACCUUACAUUUUGGUCCGAAACCUUCUGCUCGGAAUCCGCCGAUAGAGUUCACAACGUCACGUGCUGGAACUGCAAUGCGGUGCCUGAAACGUCGCCGUUUUUGUUUUGUGAGUCCUGUCGGAGUGUUCAGCCUGUUGAUCAGUCGGUGAAUUAUUUUCAAAUAUUUGGAUUGGGGAAAAAGUAUGAAAUAGAGGAUGGGAGUCUGGAGGGAAAGUACAAAGACUGGCAGAAAAAGCUACAUCCUGAUCUAGUUCAUUCAAAAUCUGAGAGGGAGAAAGAGUAUGCUGCUGAACAGUCUGCUUGCGUGAUUGAAGCCUACCGCACACUUAGGAAUCCAUUGUCUCGGGCAAUAUACAUUAUGAGGCUUGAAGGUGUAGAUGUUAAUGAAGAAGAGACAGUUUCUGAACCAGAGUUGCUCACUGAGAUUAUGGAAAUCAGGGAAGCUGUAGAAGAUGCAACUGAUUCGCAGGCUUUAAAUCAAAUAAAGUCUACGAUGCAAGAGAAGUUGAUGCAUUGGUCAAACUCCUUUGCCAAUGCAUUUCAAAAUCAUAAAUUUGACGAUGCGCUAAUAUGUAUCCGAAGAAUGACUUACUAUAGUCGUGUAAAUGAAGAAAUUGCAAAGAAGCUUUAAUGCAGCAAUUCCUUAUGGAGUCGACAACAGUUAACUUCAAGAUCUGAUGCAGAUGACUUCACAUUAGAUGUGAAAUUUCUGAAUUUGAUGGAUGGCCUAGUUGCUACUGAAGUAAACACAGAUGAAGGAAUCUGAAUAGGAAAGUUGAGAUCCCUGUGGUACCUAUUGUCACAUUAGCUCUUUUUUAAUUUUUGUAAUUUAAUGAUCUGAGCUACAUUUUCUUUUUUGAAAAAAAAUAAUUGAAUUAUAAGUGUUCACAUAUGUGAGUCUGACACAUUUAUCUUAGUAUUUCCUGGGCUUUUUUGGCCAGAAAUAAAUGCAUGGACUACUA
Molecule: messenger RNA, 1170 nt
Organism: Pistacia vera
Lineage: Eukaryota; Viridiplantae; Streptophyta; Magnoliopsida; Sapindales; Anacardiaceae
Product: iron-sulfur cluster co-chaperone protein HscB homolog
Exons: 8
Coding region: 36-839 (267 amino acids)
Biological process (GO): [2Fe-2S] cluster assembly; protein complex oligomerization
Molecular function (GO): protein-folding chaperone binding; ATPase activator activity
Source: RefSeq, a predicted model, not a curated record